CAUUGGACAUGCAUCCGUUAAUUUUCCAUUCCUUGCUGGCAGAAGGGAUAAGGAGGGGAAGAAAAAAGAAAGAGAGAAGAAGAUUGAAGUACAGAGAAUACAAAGAGGAAGAAGAGCGAGCGAGCCUGGGGUGUUAUGCAACUUUUCCCUGGCUCCGUUGCUGAAUCGUUUUCGUCAAACUUUCCAAGGCCUCUUUUUGUACGCCAAACAGCUCUCCGCAUAAUAACUGCAGCAUCUGGGGGCCACAAUAAAAAGAGUGCAGAUAUUGUUUCAACGUUUUCCACGUACUCAUCCGAUUUUUCAGCGUUUUGCCUCUUUCGACAAGCAGAAGCCUUUCAGUUGUUUUGGUGAUUGUGGUCGUGAAUCACCAUGGUUGUUUAGGUGCGUUUACACAAGAGGGAGGAAUGUUUGUGGGGAAUAAGGUAGAGUUGUGAGGUGGUCAGUGGUAGUCUAUAAAGGCUGUCAAGCCUUCAUAGCGGACUCUUGUCAUGUCCACUAACAGGGACAGAUUUCCAAUUUCCCAGAGUGCAACACUGCACCUGUCCCUGGUCUGCCACACCACCACCCCAGGAUCUGACAUUUCUCAUUCUUGUCCAAGACAUCUUCGACUUACGAGACUGCCUACUGUUUGAACACCACACUACCUAUCGGCCCUCCAUCUCCUCCACGCAUAAGGAGCGUCGACCUCAGAGGCCAUGUCUUCUCUCCGUGUGCCCUUGCUCCUGGCCGUACUGCUGAGCGUGGCCUUGUGCCAGUACGACGAUUACGACUACCGGCCCGUCAACAUGCUGGGGCCGUCCGGACCAAACUGCCACGUCGAGUGCGACUGCCCCAUCGGCUUCCCCACAGCCAUGUACUGUGAUAGCCGCAAGCUAAAGAGCUUCCCCGUGGUUCCCACGGGCAUCAAGUACCUGUACCUGCAGAACAACCAGAUCGACGAGAUCAAGGCGGGCGUGUUGGACAACGUGACCGCCGAGCUCCGCUGGCUGAUCAUGGACAACAACCUGCUCACCAACAGCAAGGUGGCCAAGGGCACCAUCGACAAGCUGAGUGCCCUGGAGAAGCUGUUCCUCAGCGACAACCAGUUGACGGAGCCCAUCAUCCCCUCCUCCAAGGCGCUGGAGGAGCUCAAGAUCAUGAACAACAAGCUCACCAAGUUCCCCUCCGGCCAGCUCAACAACAAGGAGAACCUGACCUCGGUGAACCUGCAGCACAACGAGCUGACCUCCGAGGCCGUGUCGGGCGCCUUCAAGGGCGCCAAGAGGCUGCUGUCGCUGGACGUGAGCCACAACAAGCUGAAGAAGCUACCCACAGGCAUCCCCAACUCGCUGGAGAUCCUGUACGCCGACUACAACGACAUCGACAGCGUGGCCGGCGGCUACCUCAACAAGCUGCCGGCGCUGAAGUACCUGAGGAUCUCCCACAACAAGCUGGUGGACUCGGGGAUCCCCGCCGGGGUGUUCAACGUCUCCACCCUGGUCGAGCUGGAUCUGUCCUUCAACAAGCUGCAGUCCAUCCCCGAGAUCAAUGAGCAGCUGCAGCAGCUGUACCUCCAGGCCAACGAGAUCAGCAAGUUCGACCUCAUGAGCUUCUGCAAGUACGUGGGGCCUGUCACCUACUCCCACCUGAAGCACCUGCGUCUGGACGGCAACAACCUCACACAGGCCAGCAUGCCGAUGGAGACGGUCAACUGCCUGCGCGAGGCCUCAGAAAUCAUGUUCAACGAAAACAGCUAAAGACCUCGAGAUCGGUCCAUGCCCGCCAUUAAAAUGAAACGUCAAAAGAGCUCAGACAACAGGGCCCCUGGGGGGGGGGGGGGGGGGGGGGGGUUUGAGAGCAUUUGCUUCCAAUGGUUUCCAAUGGUUUCAUUAAUAGAGGUUGUGUAAGGAACUGAACUUUAAACUGAUAAUAAUGAGGUCAACCCUUAUAUUCAGCUUCCUAAGGAAUCGCUAUGCCUAAAAGUGAUAACCGUCAAAAAAUAUACACAAUUCAAGUUUAAAAACAUUUUUUUAAAGAAUUAGAUGAAUAGGUUACUUCAAGACAUUCCACCAAAAAGAAAACACACUUCAAACAUUCCAAAUGUGCACAUUUUGUCUUAAGUAUACCUAGAUGUAUACAGAUAGAAUGGAUUAUGCAGUGGCUGAAAUAAGCAGUCUGUAUUUAUCGUUUUAUCAUACAAUGUGUUGUCUGUCUUGUGUGUUCCCAUGUUUAGCAUAAUGCUUUUAAUGUAGCAACCCUAGAUACCUUGUUGUGUAAAAUACCUGCAGGUAGGGAGUGAUGUAGUCUGUGAUGCACUACAGAUAAGGCUUAUAAUGGCAAGUAGGAGAAAUAUAGUGACUGGCAUUUUAUAAAAAUCCUUUUUUUUAUAUCAUGUAUCCAAAUGUCAAUUUUUUUUGCUGCCUAAAAACUCAGUGUCUGCAACUGAUGGUGUUCAGGCUUUAUGAAACAGAUAUUUUAAUCUUUCCUAGCUUUGAAUUUAGUGAUAUUUGCAAGUUCAAUAGUUAAGUAAGUUUGAUUAAAAUCACAAGUUAAUCUUUUUUGUUUUAUUGGUGACACCCUCUUGCAAUUCAUAACAGUGAGGACUAUAAAUGGAAAGUACUUGUGAAUAUCCUAUCUACAAUAACAUUAAAUAAUCAAUAACUUCAUUAUUUAAAACUAUUAUCCGCAGCAAAAAAACACUGAUAUUUAGAAUAAAAAAUUUUAACGACUUAAAUAUAAGCUCCAUGUGAAACACUUCAGACAAUAAGGGUGUUCAGGAUAAUUUGGAGCAAAUAUUCACACAUAAUCACAUAAUAUCUGAACCAUAUUAUGCCUUUUGCUCAUUUGUAUUAGUUUGCAUUAUUUGCAUGCAUUCCACCUUUAUGAUAAUAAACUCCCGCUUUUGCAGUUAAAAUGCUUGCAUUGUUACCUUGUUUGUGUGACAUGUUGGAUGCCUGAUAGUCCUGAGCAAUGUAUCUACAAUUGGAUGAUAUUGCCAUAUACUGAAACCGACAUGACAUAUCAAUAUUAUUAGCUAAUUAACAUAAUUUCACUGUUUGGUAUUUUUAUUUUAUUUUUUUACAGUUCAUACAUUUUUGUUUGGUUUGGCUCAGUACCUGCUGGUGAAUUUACUAUGAGUAUAAAUGAUGCAGUGAAAUAAACUGAAUACAAUUUCCAACAUACAUUGAAUGGGAUC
Messenger RNA from Gadus chalcogrammus (walleye pollock), 3175 nucleotides. It is a transcript of the gene lum, whose product is annotated as lumican. NCBI's taxonomy places the organism in Eukaryota, Metazoa, Chordata, Actinopteri, Gadiformes, Gadidae. The transcript has 4 exons. The coding region runs from base 696 to 1736 and encodes 346 amino acids. The record is from RefSeq and is a predicted model, not a curated record. Gene Ontology annotation, molecular function: protein binding.